GCAUGCUUACUUGUCCCGUGACUGUCAAAGAGGAAGCUUCGGGGUCAUUCAUCUGCUACAGUAUAGUUAUUUACCUUAGCAAAAAAUACCACUAAGACUCCAGAUUGCCUCCUGAAGACUCGCAACGUGUUAUUGUUAUAUUUGUCUGAUAUGGCUGGACGAGGUAAGCUGAUCUCUGUGAUUGGGGAUGAGGACACCUGCACUGGGUUUUUGCUUGGAGGAAUCGGGGAGCUGAAUAAGAAUCGCAAGUCCAAUUUUCUGGUGAUUGAGAAAGAUACCAGCGUUACGGAGAUAGAAGAAACCUUCAAGGGUUUCCUGGCCCGUGAUGAUAUUGGAAUCAUUCUGAUAAACCAGUUCAUUGCAGAGAUGAUCCGGCAUGCCAUUGAUGCCCACGUACAAUCAAUCCCAGCUGUACUAGAGAUCCCGUCCAAGGAGCAUCCCUAUGAUGCCUCCAAAGACUCCAUCCUACGCAGGGCUAAGGGCAUGUUCUCUGCUGAGGACUUCCGAUAAACCCACAAGAAGCACUACAGCAGGCUGGGCAGGACUAGUUUAAGUAAAGCAGGAUUGAGGAGGAGAAACAGUAGCUAUGUUAGCCAUUUGCCUAUUUAUCUCUUCCAGGUGUCAUUCCAUACAAGGGUAACUAGGAAUUUGGUAUGGGGUGGAGGUUGACAUUUCAGCAUAAUUUAUAUCAAAGACCCAUGUUGUAAUUUUCUUUUUCAAAGUCUAGAUCUUAAUGCAUGCUACAGACGGGUGAUCCUUAAUCACAAAAAUUGAGGUUCUUUAGCUUAAAGAGGUUCUGCUUCAUCCACAUCAAGUCCUCUGCCGUGUGUCUUAAGCCGAUGUAGCCCCUGCAUCCCUUGACUGUCCUUCUCCCAGCACAGGCAGCCCACAGAGAAUGCCUGAACACAGAUACCCCUCAGGCCAGAACAUGCAGGCAGACAAGGCUACAAGCACACACUGAAGUGGUUUACUGCUCCCAAAAUGAAAUUGCUAGCAACAUCAGUGAUAAGAGGAAGUCUAGUCAUGAGGUGGAAAAUGAUUGUAUUUCUGUAAGAGUUCCUGUUCUAUCAUGGGCAAAUGGGCUGAUGAAGGAACUCAUGAAUUGCCAUCAUUUAAUCUGCCACUAUCCUUUUCAUCAUUGUUCCAACAUUUGUCUGACUUUAUUUUCACAGAAAAUUUGAUAAAUGACCAAUAAAUGAACAAUAAAAAAAUUUACCAGAUUUAUUCUGGAUAAUUGAAAUGAUUAGAACAUUAUUGUUUGUAAAAUAAACUGGCAUGUCCAGCCAGCAUUUUUGUUCUUGCUAAUAUAAGAUUUUGUAGAAAUCCCAAUGAUUUGUAAAACCUUAUCAACUGUUUUUUUUUUUUUUUUUUUUUUUAAACUUCAGAACAAGAAAUUGUACAAAGUGAUAUACCGUCUUACAGUGCAUUCACUGUAUUUGUCUACAUUUUGGGUUUGCAGUUACAUGGCUGAGGUUGUUUGUGUUUUCAGACUUCACUGAAUGGCUGCCUGUCUAUGAAGAGCCCAGUACAAAUUAUUUAUUCCUUUAAAAACAAAACAAUUGAUGUUAAAAAAUGAACCAUAUUGAGUAUGUUGUGUUGCAACUGAGUUUGUGUGCUUGUUACCAUUCUACAAAAUGUUAUUUUGUCUGUUGAUAAAUGACUAGAAACAAAA
Polyodon spathula (Mississippi paddlefish) is the source of this 1672-nucleotide messenger RNA. RefSeq names its product V-type proton ATPase subunit F-like. Gene Ontology annotation, cellular component: membrane; proton-transporting V-type ATPase, V1 domain. The record is from RefSeq and is a predicted model, not a curated record. NCBI's taxonomy places the organism in Eukaryota, Metazoa, Chordata, Actinopteri, Acipenseriformes, Polyodontidae. Gene Ontology annotation, molecular function: proton-transporting ATPase activity, rotational mechanism. Bases 151 to 510 code for a protein of 119 amino acids. Gene Ontology annotation, biological process: proton transmembrane transport. The transcript is spliced from 2 exons.